Molecule: messenger RNA, 2268 nt
Organism: Knipowitschia caucasica
Lineage: Eukaryota; Metazoa; Chordata; Actinopteri; Gobiiformes; Gobiidae
Source: the annotation of a GenBank genome assembly
AUGCCUACUUCCAGGAAGCCAAUCAGAGAGCAGUACAGGGCUGUGGGCGGGAAGUGUUGGUGUUGUUUUUUUAUUCACGAGUUGAUCGUAGGAGAAAGCGCGGCACACUAUUAUUUUAGGCUUAAACUCCUCGAGUACAAAGAGCCAGUGAGUCAGCGACAGCCUACAUCAUUCCGUCAUCAUUGUUCAUCUGUCAUCAUGGGGAAGACUCCGCUUAAAGUGGAUCCUAAAGAUGGCAAAAAGGAGAGGCCUGCAAAAUCUCUUCCACCAACAGAAUCUUUCACGUGGGACGAGUACCUCAAAGAAACCUCAUCCCUCCCGGCUCCAGCCAGCUGCUUUCGUCAGGCUCGAGUGCCGCCAUCGAAUGACUUUAAGGUGGGCAUGAAGCUGGAGGCCCAUGACCCACGGAACGCCACGUCAGUGUGCAUCGCCACGGUGAUGGGGCUGACUGGCGUGCGACUGCGUCUGCGGCUGGAUGGCGGUGACAACAGUAACGACUUCUGGAGACUCGUGGACUCGGCCGACAUCCAGCCCAUCGGCUCCUGUGAAAAGAACGGAGACAUGCUGCAGCCACCGCUGGGGUUUCGGAUGAAUGCUUCCUCUUGGCCAAUGUUCCUCUUGAGGACUUUGAAUGGAGCAGAGAUGGCUCCAGUCGCAGCCUUCAAAAAAGAGCCUUCCAGACCUCCUCAGAACAACUUCAGUCCUGGUUUGAAGCUGGAGGCGGUGGAUAAGAAGAACCCGUACCUGAUCUGUCCCGCCACCAUCGGAGAAGUGAGAGGUGACGAGGUCUUCAUCAUGUUCGACGGAUGGAGAGGGGCCUUCGAUUACUGGUGCAAGUACGACUCCCGUGACAUCUUCCCUGUGGGCUGGUGCGCUCUCACCAAACACAACCUGCAGCCACCAGGAAACAGCGUGACUCUCCCCAAAAGCCUGCCGGUCUUUAGCUCCUCCUCCCCAGCCAAGCCCAGCCGGCGGUCCCUGCAGCCGCCAUACAGACUGCCCAUGCCGCUGCCUCAGCUCCCUGUGAGGAAGGGGGUGAGGGGGAGGAGACCCAAGAGCGAGACCAUGGCGCUCCUCAAGGCCGUGGCCGAGGCAGCAGCAGCCAAUCAGAACGGAGCCCACAUCCCGGGGAUCAUACAAGCAUUCGAACCCAGACCCCACAAGAAACGAGGACCCAAGCCCGGAAGCAAGCGGAAGCCAAAACUGUUUCACAGGAGUCUGGACCUGCCCAGCAUCUCAGUGCCACAGGAGAGCCUCGCCAGCCUCAACUCUGUGGUGUCAACAGCCUGUGUGUAUGUCAACAAACACGGGAACGUCGGGCCUCACUUGGACCGGAAGCUGAUGCAGCGGCUGCCAGACCACUUUGGACCUGGACCCGUGAACUCGGUCCUGCAGCAGGUGGUCCAGUCCUGCAUUGACUGUGCCUACCAGCCCAAAGUGCUGCUGGGAGCUCUGCACACUCACGCCGGUGGAGGGGAGGUGGUCCGAGUCCGCACAGAUGGAGGGGUGCGUGUGGUAAAGCUGCCUGCUGCCUCCAGCGCUUCCUUUGUGCUUCGGUUCCUGGAAACAAUGUGUCGACAUCUGCAGAGUGACAGUCUUUUCAGCAGCCAGCCCUUCAGCCACUACCCCCCCUACGACCGCACCAAGUCAGUGAAAGAAGAGGCCUUGGAUCUUCCGUCUAUGAGCCGUGUAACCAAACGCAGUUUGUCGGCACUGUCCCCUCCAUACGCUGCUCCUCUGUCGCCCAAACAACUCCGAGCUGAAGCCCAUCCCUCUGAAGCGGAGACUCUGCCUCACGAGGAGAACGGUCUGAUGAAGGAGCAGCGCUACAUGGACUCCGCCUCUAACUCCAUGACGCCGCGACCUCACAGAGAAUACCACUCUCAGCCCAGUGUCCCCUACCACCACCACGGUGCUACUACACCCAUGAGACGCCUGUCCUCCAACUCCGUCGACCACAGCUUCACACUGCCCCACCGGAGAGUGGAAGCAGCGAGCUCCACGACAGGCCCUGACGCCUCUGAGCGAGAGGACGGCUCCAGUAAAAGCCCAGCGUCCUGGAGCAUCGAGGACGUGAUGCAGUUUGUGAAGGAGGCGGAUCCCACGGCUUUAGCUCCACACGCAGAACUCUUCAGGAAACAUGAGAUCGAUGGCCGGGCCCUGAUGCUGUUGAGGAGCGACAUGAUCAUGAAGUACAUGGGUCUGAAGCUGGGGCCGGCUCUCAAACUGUGCCACCAUAUAGAGAGGCUCAAACAGGGAAAGGUGUAA